AUGGACUCAAGGCAUUUUUCUUCAGGCUCUCAGCAGCAGGUUCGACUCAGGAAAAAGAGGACAAAGAGAGAAUGGAGACCGCUGGAGGACCGGAGCUGCACGGACCUGCCCUGGUUCCUGCUCUUCACCGUGUUCUGCGUCGGCAUGGUAACCAGAACCCGAACACACGAGCCGAACCAUCAGCACAGGACACCCACUGUACACUGGACCACAGUCCCACCACUCAAGUACUACUGCAGGAACCCAGAGCAAAACGAGGAGACGGGGCUGACAGAGUUCAGACUGACGGGUCCUCUGCAGUACCUGACCUGGUACCACGCUGUGGGUCUGGUGUGGAUCAGUGAGUUCAUCCUGGCCUGUCAGCAGAUGACUGUGGCCGGAGCCGUGGUCACUUACUACUUCACCAGGGACAAGAACCGGCUACCGGUGACCCCAAUCCUGUCCUCAGUUCUGAGGCUGGUCCGGUACCACCUGGGUACUGUUGCCAAGGGGUCCUUCAUCAUUACUCUGGUGAAAGUUCCUAGACUCGUCCUCAUGUACAUCCACAAUCAGCUCAAAGGACGGGAGAACGUGUGCGCUCGCUGCCUGCUCAAAUCCUGUAUCUGCUGCCUGUGGUGUUUGGAGAAGUGCCUCAACUACCUGAACCAGAACGCAUAUGCAGCCACAGCCAUCAACAGCACCAGUUUCUGCACAUCGGCACGCGACGCCUUCGUCAUCCUGGUGGAGAACGCUCUGCGCGUCGCCACAAUCAACGCUGUCGGAGACUUUGUGCUCUUCCUGGGGAAGAUCCUAAUUAUGACGUCAACGGCGUUUGCUGGCGUCCUGCUCCUGAACUACCAGCGUGAUUACGCCGAGUGGCUGCUGCCGCUCGUCAUCGUGUGUCUCUUCUCCUUCCUGGUGGCUCAUUGCUUCCUGUCCAUCUUUGAAAUCGUGGUGGACGUCCUCUUCCUGUGCUUCGCCAUCGACACCAAGUACAACGACGGCACUCCGGGGAAGGAGUUCUUCAUGGACAAAGCUCUGAUGGAGUUUGUAGAAAGCAGCCGGCGGUUGGAGCGAACAGGUGGACGUGGGCGGAGUCGAGUAAAGGAGGCGGCGUCGGAGGGGGCGGAAAUGAAGCCCAUGGUGAGUGAAUGCAGUGCUGGAGGGGGCGCGGCCAGGCGGAAAGCCUCCUUAGAGGGGGUGGGUGCAGGGCCACACUGGGGCGAGGGGGAGGAGUGGGAGGAGCUCCAGGAGUUUCAGGUGUACUACCUGCUGGUGGGGGUUCUGGUGGACUGGGUGCUGAUGAAACCAAACGACUUUGUCCUCUGCCUCAGUGAGGAUGUCGUCCUCUUCCUCUGCAUCUACCUGCCCACCUCCACCCUCUUCCUGGUUGUCAGCCUCCUGCACAUGCCAAGCCCCGCCCCCUUUGCCAAGUCAACUGCUAAAUCACCCGCCGUCACCGCCACGUGCUAA
This is a messenger RNA of Nematolebias whitei (Rio pearlfish), 1452 nucleotides long. RefSeq names its product choline transporter-like protein 1. Gene Ontology annotation, molecular function: transmembrane transporter activity. Gene Ontology annotation, biological process: transmembrane transport. Lineage: Eukaryota; Metazoa; Chordata; Actinopteri; Cyprinodontiformes; Rivulidae. The coding region runs from base 1 to 1452 and encodes 483 amino acids. Gene Ontology annotation, cellular component: membrane. The record is from RefSeq and is a predicted model, not a curated record. The transcript is spliced from 8 exons.